Molecule: messenger RNA, 1014 nt
Organism: Trichophyton rubrum CBS 118892
Lineage: Eukaryota; Fungi; Ascomycota; Eurotiomycetes; Onygenales; Arthrodermataceae
Exons: 5
Coding region: 1-1014 (337 amino acids)
Source: RefSeq, a predicted model, not a curated record
AUGAAAUUGCUUUACUUUACCGUCCUUCUCCAGAUCUCCCUGUUCUCGGCAAGCUCCCUUGCGCAGGAAGGUGGAAACAAUACUGAACUUCAAGUCCAACAAACACUUCCUGGUACCGGGAUCGCUGCCGUCAACUCUGUUAAUUUACUACGGAUCUAUAGCCAAGAUACUUCGGGUGGCAUCCGGGAGGCCAGAUUUGAAGGCUAUUGGAGCGGAGGCCUCGCAAAUGACACAAUCGCAAAGGCCAGGGCUAAUUCGUCAAUUGCUGCCGCCUCCGAUGAUCUCGAGCUAAUCCGCGUUUACUAUCUCUUGCCAAACAACACACUGGGCGAAGCUGCAUCUGAUUCCCAAAGCCGGUGGUAUACUGGUUCGCUUAACAAUUAUAAUUUUCAGGUUGCAUCUCAUUCAAGGCUCGCUGCAGUAUUUGUUCCCAGCAUCCAACGUCCCCGAUUGCGCAUAUAUGCACAGUUAGGGGACAAUACUAUCCAGGAGUUUGGAUAUGACGUUGGUCGUGGAUGGCAACGUCUGGCCAACUUUGGUCCUGCCUUACCAGGCACAGGUAUAGCCGCUUUGACGUAUACUACAGGCCUACGAAGAUCAACUACUCGACUUUAUUUUCAAACCACAGACCGCCACGUUGUGGAAAGGGUCUAUGAUAACCGGUCGUGGAGUGAUGGAGGCAUUGUCGUACGAAAGGCCAAGUCACGCACCCCCUUAGCUGCCACCAGCUUCCUACUUACACCCGGAAACCCGCAAAGCGUCAGAGUGUACUAUGGCAACGAGGACAAUCGCAUCCUUGAAAAAGGGACUGAAGGCGGUACUUACUGGUAUGAUGGCGCGUUUGAGCAUUCAGCCAUUCCCAGUUCCCAAGUGGCUGCCGUGGAUUGGGGAAAUGGCGGCGUGUUCAACAUCAGGCUUUAUAUCCAGGAUGGGGCCUUUAAGAACGGGAUAAGUGAAUGGGCUUGGUUCCGCCGUUCAUGGCGCCGAGGGAUCCUUGCAAUCCCGCCCGCAUAA